AUGAAGCUCAUUACACGGAACAAUUUUGAAGAAGUUUACCCCGAAUUUGUGGCUGCUCUUCAGGGUGCCUCAUACAUUGCCGUUGACAUGGAGUUCACGGGCAUUGAUCGGAGAGCCACAACAAACUUCCUACGACCACCAGAGGAAGCAUUCGAAGACAAGAUAGCGGCCGCUCGUCACUUUUCUGUAGUUCAGAUUGGCUUCAGUAUUUUUCGGGGUACUGAACUCCUGUCUCCUCAAAGCGGUCGGGACUCCAGGGGUGCCACCGGUGACCCGUCUGCUUCAAGCGCAUACAAGGAAACGAUGUUGAAGGAAUUGCAGUCCUUCCGUCCGCAGGACAGUGAUGUCCAAGGGUUGGUUGAGGUUUUGCAAUCUAUGGCAAACAAGGGGCGGGUGGAUCCUAAGGAUGUUUCCAAAAUGGAGGAUUUGCGAAAGAAAAUCAGGCAGAGGUGCUCGCAAACCAGCGCAGGCACCAUAUACGAUGAGUUGAGUGCAUACGAUGCGCUUGAUGAAGUGGAUAAGGCGAUUGAUCUUGCUACUCGCUGGGAAAAACGACUGACCUCCCCCAGGCGUCAGUUAUGGGCACGCAGCUACUCCUUUUACUUGCUUCCCGCUGCUUGGUUGGAUGAUCAAGAUCCCGAGUUGGUACUGUCGACGAAAACGAUGGAGUUCCUGCGGAGCAAUAAUAUGGAUUUAAACAUGUGGAUCUCCGAGGGGUUGUCCGUCGUUCCAUUCGAACCAUACGCGAGGGCGCGAAGGGCUGAUCGCAUUGCAGCUGAGCUAUCGGAUCCAAAAAAGGAGAUGGAUGCGAAGUUGGUUGCUCUGAGGCAGUGGAUGCAGGGGGUUACGGAUUGUGACAUACGGGAUCACUUGCUCGGUGAGUUUAACGAAAUUGAGAAUUUUGCUCGCAACGGUGAACUACACGAAAGCUUGGAAGUGUGCUUACCUCACCUCAGCCAAUCCCACCUAUCUAAAUUUAAUGCGUUGAUGCGGGAUUUGGGAUUGCGGGUCUCGAAGCGAAUCAUGAAGAAGUUACCACCGGAGGCUACGACUCAUGAAACCAUCUUUCGGAACCCGCGGUACUUCGGCACACGUUUGCUCUCCGCUCUCGUAACGGCCACUCGGCAGAGGCGCAAACCUCUCGUCAUUCACAAUGGUUUAUCGGAUUUGGCGUUCCUUUGCUGUUUGAUGCACAAAGAACCUCCGCAGAACAUCGUGGAGUUUAAGCGACUUGUGCGCGAAGUGUUCCCAGUGUUCUACGAUACUCGGACGUUAACAUGUGCACCUUCUUUGCAAAGCAUUAUCGGACUCACUGGACCUCUAAUGAAGACAUAUCUCAUCCUUAGCGAGCAAAACAAGACGGUAGAUAUUUAUCAUGAUGCGGCGAAUAAUUUUUCUACAGAUGGUGGACCGAAAGAGCAUGAUGCAGCCUGGGAUGCCUUUAUGACAGGCAGUCUCUUUGCUUUCGCGCAGCAAGAGCUUGCGCAGGUGAAUGCAGAUUACCGCCGCCUGUGCGGCAUCACUCCAGUUCAUGGUUGCAUAUUUAGUGUGCACUUUUUGGAUGACAAUGAAGACUGUCUUGUCCAACCACGCUCGGCAGCAGCUUAUUUACUUCACAGAAGUGAUAACCGUGGCUUUCAUACAGAUUCCCUUCGUGACAAAUUUGGCACCCUCGUUAAAUGCGUUACUUUCAUGUAUAAUGGGGAUGACUGCCUCGUCACAAUUUCGGAUGCUGCGGUGUCAAAAAGAAUGUUAUCUCAGAUUGAGCAGAUAUUGCAUAGCUGGGCACAGGCACAGGGUUAUUCUGUAACUGCACUAGAUGUGGAGGGUCAGAUGAACAGGCAUCGGAUCAAACAUUUGACUGAGAAGUAG
Trypanosoma brucei brucei TREU927 is the source of this 1872-nucleotide messenger RNA. Its product is annotated as ribonuclease, putative. The coding region runs from base 1 to 1872 and encodes 623 amino acids. Gene Ontology annotation, molecular function: RNA binding; 3'-5'-RNA exonuclease activity. The transcript has a single exon. Gene Ontology annotation, cellular component: cytoplasm. Lineage: Eukaryota; Euglenozoa; Kinetoplastea; Trypanosomatida; Trypanosomatidae. The record is from RefSeq and is a predicted model, not a curated record.